AUGAUUGACUUAUUAAUAAAUAGAAAGAGAAAAAACUCCCCUACAGUAAGUAAGAUAGUCUAUAACAACAAAUGUUAUACAUCUAAAUUGAACAUAUGUAAUCAGCUCAAUACAUAUUUUGUUAAUGUAGGCCCAACUUUAUCAGCGCAACUACCAAAUCAUAUUAACUCUAAUCCUACAAGAUAUAUUACCAGAAAUUUUCCAAACAGUUUUAUGUUUAGGUAUAUUCACUCGCAUGAAGUGCGUGACUUAAUUACGAACCUAACAACUGAUAAGUCAUGUAUAGGAGUCCCUGCAAAGUGCUUUAAGUUGGCCGGAGAUCACAUCUAUGAGGCAAUGACUAAAGUCUAUAAUCUUUCCAUAGAGCAAGGUAUUGGAUGUAAAAUUAACUAACAAUGAUGGCUCCACCUACGGCUUAGAAAAGAGAACUUACAUAAAAUAUUUGGGCGUACUUAUAGAUGACACGCUUUCAUGAAAACAUCAGGUGUCUUAUUUAUGUACUCGAAUUUCUAGAAACACAGGAAUUGUUGGCAAACUCAGACACUGCACCUCCCUUUUACAACUUAAACAAUUAUACUAUAACCUGAUCUAUCCUUAUAUAUCUUAUGCGAUAACCUCCUGGGGCAGUGCAUUUACUACUCAAAUUAAAAAAAUCCAAACAAAACAAAAUCAUGUUAUCCGCCUUAUGUUCUUUGCCACCUUGUUUGGACCAGAUACAGACAGUACAUUACCAUUACUUAAUUUAUUGGAUUUACUUACUGUUACUAAUAUCUAUAAACUACAGCUUCUUAACUUCACUCAUCAGUGGCAUUCUAAAAAAUUACCAAAUAUCUUUAAUCAGCAUUUUCGCUAUGCAAGUGAAGUCCAUACAUAUAAUACGAGAUAUGCUUCAAAAAGUAACUUCUACAAACCACGUUCCAGGACCAAUAUAGGAAAGCAAACAACAGCGGCUAUGGCGACCGAAUUGUGGCAACAGCUCCCUACCCAUAUAAAAGACCUUUCAACUUAUAACUUUCCUAAA
This is a messenger RNA of Porites lobata, 1021 nucleotides long. The record is from the annotation of a GenBank genome assembly. NCBI's taxonomy places the organism in Eukaryota, Metazoa, Cnidaria, Anthozoa, Scleractinia, Poritidae.